Molecule: messenger RNA, 1671 nt
Organism: Dermacentor silvarum
Lineage: Eukaryota; Metazoa; Arthropoda; Arachnida; Ixodida; Ixodidae
Exons: 6
Coding region: 173-1561 (462 amino acids)
Cellular component (GO): Ndc80 complex; kinetochore
Source: RefSeq, a predicted model, not a curated record
CCAGCCGAGCCAGCCAGGAAAACAACAACAACAACAUCGCGCGCGGAAUGCGAAGACUAUCGAGACAAGCGAUUAAGAUUUUUCCUAUUAAUCAAGGUUAGGCCAGUUCGACUGCUUGCUCUUAACAUGUCUGUUUGCUAGCUUGUGUCCAAGGAGGCCUAUCAAGAUCAGCAUGGCCAAGGCAAGUGAUCCUGAUGACCUUGAGAAAGUGCUUCAACGGUGUUUCAACAUCUGCAUCACCCGUCAAGAUCUGGAGGCCCCAACGACAGCCGUGGUGACCCGUGUGCUACGUGGAGCCUUUGAUACAUUUGGCUUGAAUGAUGCGGCUCUGGAAGUGCCUUGCUCCCUACUUCCCAGUGAAGCUAUGCACAUUGAAGGCUCAGUGACUCUGUCCCACUACCUGAAGCUGAUGCAAACAGUCUUUGCACUCUUGGGUGUCAACGAUGUGGGCCUGCAGGACCUUACCAAUCCAAAACCCAAGCGCAUUCGUCGGCUUUUCAAGAUCCUCGUCAAUAAUUUGCUCUACACUACCAGCGUCUUCACCAAGUACACGGACAAGCUCAAGGAUCAGCUUAAGGCCAAGGCUCAGGGGGAACAUGUCCUAAGCAUGCUCAAUGCGAUGACGGCCAAGGCGAACAAGCUGGCAACUCAGCUCCACAACGGGGGUGAGCAGCAACAGGCAAUUGCUGAAGAGCUUGCGGCCUGCGAGAAAACACUGGCUGCCUACGACGUGAAGAAAACUGCCAUCAUGUCAGACUACAAGCAGCUCAAGACGACCCUGUGUGCCUCUGCUGAAGCAGUGCAGAAGGCAGAGUUGGACAUCAUGAACCUCAAGGAAACCCUGGAGGAAAAACGGGCUGCAGUGUGCAAGGACCCAGCUGCGUGGAAGGAAAAGACUUCAGCAGAUGCAGAAACUCUGGCUGUCUUGAAAUCUGAAAUUGAGAAGUUGCGAGCUGUUGUGUCUGCUGUGAAUGAAAAGAUAAGCCUGGCCCCCCGCAUCAGUGAGGAAUAUCGGAAAACUUUGGAAAGCAUAACUGAGAUGGAAGGCCGGUCCGCUGAAGCAGAGGCAUUGCAGCAGAGGAAAGCAGUUCAGGAGAAAAAGCGGAUUGAACUUGAGCAAUUGCAUUAUGCAUUGCAAAAAAAAGUGGAGCUCGCUACGGAGGAGCUGAAGCGCCUCAUGGAGAAGCAGCCGCAUGACGUUGGUCUUCAGUCCCGCGAGCUGCGCAACCAUGACGCUCGGCAGCAGCUGCAGCAACUCAAGGCAGCAGUGAAGCAAGCGAGAACCAUUGCCAUUACUAAGCUGUCUGAGCUGGAUGCAAGAAUUUCAAGCACACAGGAAGAAAUCGGCAUGCGUGAGAAGGCAAUGGAACGGCACGUUGCCAGGAACCAGCGGAUUAUUGACAGGAUGUUGGAAUAUCUGGAUCUUCUGGUGGAGCGCUUUGAAACUACUUAUAAUGAGGAUGGUCUUCCACAGUUGUGUAGCGAGGACGAAUCACCUCAGACCACCAGCAAGGACGAACAGCCGCAGUUAAGCCCCGAGGAUGGACAACCAGAGUUGUAAUGGCAAACGGGAAAAAAAAAACUGCUUGGCUGUGUGAUGUUUUUAUAUUUUUGAUUUAUUUUUAUGCAUAUUACCUUGUAAAUAAAGUUCUAUUUUGUAUGUGCAAACAA